CUUUUGUGAGUCAUACAUUUAUUCACUUUAUGCAUAUUUUCUAAUAUUAUCAAUAUAUAUCGUUUCAUCCACACCACCCUUAUCUUGAACGUACUAAAUACAAUUUAUUGUGUUUCGUGGCAAAUCAGAUAUGAAUUGCAAUUAAUUUAUAAUUCCUGAAAUGUCAUUGUCAUUUUCAUUUCAUUUUUGGAGUCGAGGAAAUUGGGCGAUUGUGGCCUUGUCUUUAUCCAUUAACCAUUAUAUUGCAUUGGAGGCUAUUUAUAGUCGUGAAUUUCGUAGAUUACUUGCUCGCACCAUUGGAGAGAGAGAUGGGGUCCCUUGCUCAUGUAGUGGAAGAUUGUCUAGGAAUUGUAAAAGUGUUUAGCGACGGCUCCAUUUCCCGCACCGACGACGUCAAAUUCCCCAUGAAAGUGGAGGACGACGGCACCGCCGUCUGGAAAGACUGCUUAUACGACAUCCACAACAACCUCCACCUCCGCCUCUACAAGCCCCGCGCCGCCCCCGCCGCCGCCCUCCCCGUUCUCUACUACUUCCACGGCGGUGGCUUCUGCAUCGGCUCCAGGACCUGGCCCAACUGCCACAGCUGCUGCCUCCGCCUCGCCUCCGCCCUCAAGGUCCUCGUGGUGGCGCCGGACUACCGCCUCGCGCCGGAGCACAGGCUCCCCGCCGCCAUCGAGGACGCCCACACCUCCCUCAAGUGGCUGCAGCAGCAGGCUCUGCUGACUGACGGCGGCGGUGGCGAUGAGUGGCUGCGGGAGGGAAUAGAUUUCGGGAGAGUGUUCGUGGUGGGUGAUUCCUCCGGCGGGAACCUGGCGCACCAUAUGGCGGUGGAGCUCCGCCGUGGAUCGCCGGAGCUGGCCCCGGUGCGGGUAAGGGGAUACGUGCUGAUGGCGCCGUUUUUCGGCGGCAUCGUCAGGACUAAAUCGGAAGCGGAAGGGCCGCCUGAACAAUACCUGAAUUUAGAAAUUCUCGACAGGUUUUGGAGGCUGUCAAUUGAGUCAAGUCCAAGUGGAGAAGUGUUAGACCACCCAUUUGCAAACCCUUUUGGGCCGUCAAGCCCAAGUUUGGACAGCAUAAAAUUUGACCCAAUAUUGGUGUUGGUUGGAGGGAGUGAAGUGAUGAAAGACAGAAUUGAGGACUAUUCCAAGAGGCUGAAAGAGAUGGGAAAAGAGAUUGAUUAUGUGGAAUUUCAAGGUGAACAACACGGUUUCUUUGUCAACCAACCUUUCUCACAUGUUGCUCACAAAGUUCUAGAAAAAAUAAAUCAUUUUAUGACCAAAAAUUCCCUUUGAAAAGUUUUGCUUUCAUACUCUACCUAAAAGAUAUAAAAGUUUAAUUAUGGAGGUUUUGUUCCUAGAGUUUGUAAUUUAGAGUGAGAACAAUUUGAAUAUUGUAUCUAUUGCGUUUUGUCGUCGCACCACUACAUGCUUUAUGCGAUUACAUAGUAUGUACUUAUGCGUGAAAUAAAGAGAGAAAAGAAAAAAGAUGCCAUGUAUUAGAUUAUUCAAAUUGAACUAAAUAUAUUAAGGGUGUGAAAUUAGUUUUCCUU
Molecule: messenger RNA, 1549 nt
Organism: Salvia miltiorrhiza (redroot sage)
Lineage: Eukaryota; Viridiplantae; Streptophyta; Magnoliopsida; Lamiales; Lamiaceae
Product: probable carboxylesterase 15
Exons: 2
Coding region: 309-1292 (327 amino acids)
Molecular function (GO): hydrolase activity
Source: RefSeq, a predicted model, not a curated record